Molecule: messenger RNA, 1447 nt
Organism: Siniperca chuatsi (mandarin fish)
Lineage: Eukaryota; Metazoa; Chordata; Actinopteri; Centrarchiformes; Sinipercidae
Product: Monoacylglycerol lipase ABHD12-like
Exons: 13
Coding region: 150-1217 (355 amino acids)
Biological process (GO): phosphatidylserine catabolic process; monoacylglycerol catabolic process
Cellular component (GO): endoplasmic reticulum membrane
Molecular function (GO): phosphatidylcholine lysophospholipase A1 activity; monoacylglycerol lipase activity
Source: RefSeq, a predicted model, not a curated record
CCUCCCCUUCCUCGCGAUUAAACUGUAACUGCUAAGUUACUGUGAUCAAAGUUUUUGUUUGCCACUAACCAAGGGUCGGAAAAGCUGUUUGACCGGGCCGGUGUGAAUUUAUAUCAAAGUGUGUUGUACUUGAAUAAUACUGACGUUAAAUGAUGAAGAGGAGGCUCGUUAAACAGGCGGAUUCAUCCUCUGCGGCCAGCGGAGUCCAGAGGACCGCCAGAGUCCAGAGGAAGGACGGGACACCGUCCCGAUGGUGGCUGAAAAGAGGCUUAUUGGCCCUCUUUGUUAUCUUCAUUUUGGUGCCUUUCUCGCUGAGAAUACUCCCAGGAUUAAUCCAGCACCUUGUUUACACUCACAGAAUCAGGGUGCCACUCUUUGUUGACCUCAGCCGACCUGCUGAUCUCUCCCUUAAUCACACCAUCAACAUGUACUUAACAUCAGAGGAAGGAAUCUCCCUUGGUGUAUGGCACACAGUGCCUGAAAGUCAAUGGAAAGAAGCGCAGGGGAAGGACUUGGCAUGGUACCAGAACAGUUUAAGUGAUGGAAGACCAGUUUUCAUAUAUCUUCAUGGGAACACAGGCACAAGGGCAGCCACUCAUCGGGUGGGAGUGGCAAAAGUAUUGAGCGCACUUGGUUACCACGUGCUGGUGCCUGACUACAGAGGGUUCGGAGAUUCCACCGGGGAGCCGACUGAAGCCGGUCUGACCACUGAUGCCCUCUACUUGUACAACUGGGUCAAAGCACGCAGUGGAAACAGCCUGGUCGUCAUCUGGGGGCACUCUCUGGGCACUGGAGUGGCCACUAACACCGCUGUAAAACUGACUGAGCAAGGUGUAGUUUUUGAUGGUGUGAUCCUGGAGGGCGCAUUCAAUAGUGCUCGACAGCAGAUAACAGAUCAUCCUUUUACUUGGUAUUACUGGAAAUUUCCGGGCUCUGGGUACUUUUUCCCGGAUCCAUGGGCAGAAAACAAGAUAGUCUUUCCCACUGAAGAAAAUUUGAAGAAAAUGAAAAGCCCAAUCCUUUUCCUUCAUGCAGAAGACGAUCACUUAGUGCCCAUUCACAUUGCUCAGCAGAUGUAUGAGGUAGCAGCGCGUGCCCAGAAUGCAGAGCGAGUCAAACUAGAGUCAUUUGAUGGUUCUCUGGGGUAUCUGCACAACGGCUUAUAUAGAGACCCCCGUCUGCCUGACAUCAUAAAGAAGUUUGUGCUGUCGUUGUAAUGUUGGAAAGACGACUGAAGCGGAAAGACCUUCCCGGACUUCAGACGCAGAGCACUGAUUUCAUUUGAUCACACACUAUAUUCAAAUAUUUUGUCUUAACGGUUGCAUACAUAUGUGAUUUACUUUCUGAUUCUUAUGAAUCCAAAAUGUUUAUGUUGAACAUUCAUUGUGUUAAGAAUGAAUGCAAAAACUGUUCAGGCAAAUACAUAUUAAACUUAUUCGAGAUAAGA